AUUCUGGGGACUGUUCUAGGGCUCUUGCUAGUUCAUUGAUGCAGAUAUUGAAUAGUGUAGGGCUUAAGCUACAGCCCUGUCUCACGCCACGACUCUGGGGGAGGAAAUCUGUGUGUCUGUUGCCAAUUUUAACUGCAAAUUUGUUAUUAGUGUACAUGGAUUUGAUGAUAAAAUAGUAAGAUAAAAUUAAUCUUACUUCAAAUAAUUUUGAAGAGAGUGUCAUGCCUGAACCAGCGAAGUCCACGCCCAAGACGGGCUCAAAGAAGGCCGUCACCAAGACCACCGGCAAAGGAGGGAAGAAGCGCAGGAGAUCCAGGAAGGAGAGCUACGCUAUCUACGUGUACAAAGUGCUGAAGCAGGUUCAUCCUGACACCGGGAUCUCCUCAAAGGCGAUGGGCAUCAUGAACUCUUUCGUCAACGACAUCUUCGAGCGCAUCGCCGGUGAGUCCUCUCGUCUCGAUCACUACAACAAGUGCUCCACCAUCACAUCGAGAGAGAUCCAGACUGCCGUGCGUCUGCUGCUGCCCGGGGAACUGUCCAAACAUGCCGUGUCUGAGGGAACAAAGGCCGUGACCAAAUACACAGCUCAAAGUAAACCUCGUCUGAUCUGAUCAGAGAACACAAAG
Molecule: messenger RNA, 626 nt
Organism: Cyprinus carpio (common carp)
Lineage: Eukaryota; Metazoa; Chordata; Actinopteri; Cypriniformes; Cyprinidae
Product: histone H2B-like
Exons: 1
Coding region: 222-611 (129 amino acids)
Source: RefSeq, a predicted model, not a curated record